UGCCAGCAGCGAUGGUUCAAUUCCCAUGCUGGCUGAGGUUACCAUGAAGGAUUUUCUUCCUCGACCUCUUAUCCCACCUGAGGCAUGGUAACCCUCAGGUUAAACCACCACCAGUUAUGUCUCUAUUGAGAGAAGAGCCCCACAGUCUGGAAAAACUAAGGUGACUUUAUACCCAGGUUGAGGGAGUGGGCAAAACAUGACAGUUGGAUUAUAGUGUUGGGAAGUGUGAACUUAUUCACUUUGAAAGGAAAAAUGAAAGGCGUAAUACAUUACAAACGCUGGAAUAUUCAUAUCCCAUAUGUCCACAUGAACCACAGAAGAUAAAACUGUGCAGCUGAAAUCAGGUCGAAGUCUGAUGGACUGGAUCCGUCUAACAAAGAGUGGACAGGAUAUGACCGGAUUGUGUGGGAGGCUUAUUGUGGUAACGGAGGAAGAACUUGCUAAACACAAUAAGAAGACUGACUGCUGGAUGUGUAUCAGAGGCAUGGUUUACAAUGUGACACCAUAUUUGGAAUAUCACCCUGGAGGAGAGGAGGAGCUCAUGAGAGGUGCAGGAGCUGAUGGAACAGUAUUAUUUGAUCAGAUUCAUAGCUGGGUCAACUACGAGUCUAUGCUGAAAGAAUGCCUUGUAGGAAGAAUGGCUUCAAGACCUAAAGCUGUGGCUGAAGUUUUUGAAAAUCAGUCUGGUUUAAAAGCGCCAAAGCAGAAGUUACUAAAUGGUACAAGUGUUCCAGAUAGGUUUGAAAAACAAUCAAAAAAUAUCCCCCUGAGACAUGAAUGGUUUCAAACAGAGGAUGCAAUUACAGUUGUUAUAUACACCAAACAAAAGGAUACCAACUCGGAUUCCAUAAUUGUAGACUUGGAAGGUGGUGUGCUGAGAACAGAAGUUCGUCAACCAGAAUAUUCCUAUAUCCUUCACCUGGAACUAAGUCAUGAAGUCCAAGAGGUAAUUUCUGUUCACUGUACCAGUAAGGUGGGAAAAAUAGAACUGAAUUUGAAAAAGCGUAACAGUAUAGUUUGGAGUAAUCUUGGACGUCCUCAGGAGCUUCAUAACUCAUACAAAAGAAAGAGCGAACAAGGUCUUUUUUACAGGAAAUGCACCCUACUGUCAAAGAUGGAUGUGUCACAUGACACUAGAUUAUUGUGCUUUCAGCUACCUGUUGGGUGUUAUUUGACAAUACCGAUUGGACAGCACAUCUAUCUCAAAAGUAACAUUCAAGAUGCCGAAGUAGUUAGGCCCUAUACACCUGUGCUGCCAACCUUGUAUGUAGAACCAAAAGAUGAUGGUUGUACUUGUACUUGUAUCUACUUAAUGGUCAAAAUCUACCCUGAUGGAUUGCUAACACCUCUUAUUGACAAGCUUCAAAUCGGAGACUGUAUAUCUGUGAGUAGCCCAGAAGGUAACUUCAAACACUCACAACUUGAAGGAAUAACUGAGCUCAUCCUAUUGGCUGCUGGUACAGGCUUCACUCCAAUGAUCAAACUUAUAAACCUCGCUUUGAAAAUUCCUUCUUUCAGGAAAGUACAAUUGAUGUUCUUCAACAAGACAGAAAAGGAUAUAUUGUGGAGGGAUCAAUUAGACCAGUUAGCCUUAAAAGACAAAAGGUUUAAGGUUGAAUAUAUCCUCUCAGAGCCUCACUCCGAAUGGAUGGGGAAACGUGGAAAGAUUGAGAUGUCCCUUUGUUCAGAAUAUUUGACAGAGCAUGCUGAAGAGUUGAAAACACUUGUGUGUAUUUGUGGUCCAACUUCCUUCACUGAGCAAGCUGUUGGUUUCUGCAAACAGUUAGGAUUUAAAAAUGAAGAAAUUCAUGCUUUCAAUGGUUAACAUCCAGGAAUAUCAGCAACAAUUUUGCACUGGUAAAAAGUCAUUUUUGAUACAAAUAAAAACCUGCUGAGCAGGUUCUGUUAAAAAUUAUUAAAAUAUUGUUGGCACACUGCGCUAUGCAUAUCUCCUGCCUUAGUAUUGGUUUGUGUGCUGUAUUUGAUAUAAUUAUUGUAAAUGCAUUAACUUUUUUUUUUAAAAAGGACUUGCACAUAUAAUUUAUACCCAUGAGGAUGAUGUUCGAUACUCUUGAAAGGCUUACAUUUUUGCCCUGUAUUAUGUUAAAUGUGCAAGUAGGUUUUUACCAAUUGUACCACCAGUAACUAAAGACUAGUAGGAUGCAAUAUGAUGCAGUAUUCUGUGGCCUAAGACAGAUUUCUACUGUAUUUUGGGAAAGGAAAACUACUGACAAGUGGGUUAUAUUUUAUGGAAGAUUUAUAUCAGAAUGUUCCCAACUGAGCCUGGACUGUGCACUGAUAUCCAAAUCUUGUACUGCGGGCUAUAUAAAGUAUCUCUCAAAUGAACUAUUCAAAUGUCAUUUCUUGAAAGAUUAUAAUCUGAAAACUUAAAGUACAAUAAAAUAUUUAUGCAAACCUGAA
Rhincodon typus (whale shark) is the source of this 2421-nucleotide messenger RNA. RefSeq names its product cytochrome b5 reductase 4. NCBI's taxonomy places the organism in Eukaryota, Metazoa, Chordata, Chondrichthyes, Orectolobiformes, Rhincodontidae. The record is from RefSeq and is a predicted model, not a curated record. Gene Ontology annotation, molecular function: oxidoreductase activity; heme binding; FAD binding. The transcript has 16 exons. Gene Ontology annotation, cellular component: mitochondrion; endoplasmic reticulum. Gene Ontology annotation, biological process: superoxide metabolic process; generation of precursor metabolites and energy. Bases 356 to 1825 code for a protein of 489 amino acids.